This is a messenger RNA of Closterium sp. NIES-65, 612 nucleotides long. Lineage: Eukaryota; Viridiplantae; Streptophyta; Zygnematophyceae; Desmidiales; Closteriaceae. The record is from the annotation of a GenBank genome assembly.
AUGGGGGAGGGUUUCAAGAGGGGGGUUUGCGCACGGGGCUCUGCUCUCCUGGCACGUGUGGGCGGCUGUGUUUGCCGUGGCUGCUCUUCUCAGCAGCAGCAGCAGCGUCCGUUUCUGCCGCCCGGUUGCAGCGUCCAUCUUGCCAAGCCAAUGGGCUUUCCCCUCAUUCCCCUGUACCUAUUCUUUCCCGUUCUUCCCAAUCCCCCAACCCCCCUCUCCCUUUUUCCCUGGCCCACCUGCCUCGUCCAUCUCUCUUUAACCGCCGCUUUUAUACCAUUCCCUGCCUUCUCCCCUCCGCAGUGCACUGUCUUUCGCCCGUCUCAUCUCCCUCUCCCCGUGUCGCCCUUUUCCCCCACUUUCCAGUUGAAUCCAACCCCUUCCCCCACCUCUGUCUGUCCGACGUCCCCUCACCUCUUCCACGCCUCCUUCCCCUCUUCCCCUCUUUCCCUCUCUCCCUCCCACCCGAUUUUCUCCUCGAAUCUCUCACCCACCCCACCUCUCCCAUCUCUCCCCCCGCCACCCACCCUCUCCCGCCUCCCUCUCCCCGACCCACCUCUCCCCUCACUUCCCCCCCGCGCGCUCACCACACCCCUCAGGGCAAGUGCUGAAUGA